GUUAUGAGAAGAGAUAUAUUGCAAGGGCUAAUCCGAGAAUAAUGACGAAUAAUUAAAUCAGUUCGAAAGUCGAAUAAGGCAAAAAUAAACUGCUCUUUCUAUGAGUCUAAUGUUGUUCUAUACGAUGAAUAUAAAGUACAUGUAUCCUGAAAAACCAGCACUCUCCUGCUUUUAAGUACAUGAUUUAGAAUUUAUCUUUGAGUGGCUGGCUAUGGGUAGUACUGGCAACGAUAAUUCGGAGAAUUUAGGGCCGUCCUUGCUCGCUGUUGCAUGGGUUUUUACUGGUAUAUCGACACUGGUUGUUGCUAUGAGAUUCUACGUCCGCAUAGGCAUCCUACGGAAGUUUCACCUGGACGAUUGUAUAGUUGAGGGUACAAAAUGUCAGUUAUGCGUAAUAGGCAAUUCCGUCCUCCUCACGAUCGCAGUCUCGUGUGGGUUUGGAAAGCACGUUAACAAUCUCUCCGACGUCGAGAUUAGGAACUCCAUGAAGUGGUUAUACUCGUGCAAAUUCUUCGGUAUCAUGAAUCCGCUAUUCGGCCGCAUUUCGUUUGCUUUCCUACUGUCGGAGCUCAUUCCACCGUCUAGGUUAAGGCGGAUAUUCUUAUGGACUCCAGUCGGUGUCCAUUUUAUGGCUGAUUUUAUGACGGUCGUCAUCGUCUAUACGCAAUGCCGGCCAUCUCGGGGAUACUGGGACAAAACCAUUAAAUUCUACUGCCGUUCCCCAACAGUAGAGAAGUGCGGUGCUUAUGUUCAAGGCUCCUUAGGUUCCGUGGCUGACUUGGCUCUGGCUGUAUUCCCGUGCACUCUUUUCUGGAAUUUAAAUAUGCAUUGGAAGCAGAAAGCAAUCCUGAGUUCAAUAAUGGGACUUGGAGUCUUGUAAGUUGCAUAAUUCCAUACCUUUCGCGUUUGUGAUGUUGAGGAGACCACAACUCACUCUUAGAUACAUUUCAGUGCCAUGAUCGCUUCCGUCGUUAAAACAGUCGAACUUCAAGCACUCACUCACACUGAUGACCUAACUUGUACGCAGAGAACUAAUAACUACUCUAAACAUAUCAGUCAAAGCUAACCAUAUACGCGGUCAUAGACCAAAUGGCGAAGCUUGCAAUAUGUUGGACCCUCGAGGCUCACAUUGUACUCAUUUCUGCCUCGAUACCAACUGCCAGGGCAAUCUUCAAGACGCGAAAAUCUCUUGGUGAUAGCCGCAGUGGUAAUUCUAACGAAAUGAACACUUUUAUGAAAUGGAAACGUGCUAUGGGUGGGAAUAGCCCUCAUGAUGGUAUAAGCGGCAUAAGAAAAGAGACAACAGUAUCAACCACAUUCGACUCAGAUCCGCAACUAGCGUACACCCAACACCACGUAUUAGAGAAUGACUGGGAAGAAAUAUGAAGUUUGAAGUUUAUCUAGAAAACAUAACUAGGUAGACUUAGUUAUUAUAAGAAAU
Molecule: messenger RNA, 1441 nt
Organism: Daldinia decipiens
Lineage: Eukaryota; Fungi; Ascomycota; Sordariomycetes; Xylariales; Hypoxylaceae
Exons: 4
Coding region: 212-880 (222 amino acids)
Source: RefSeq, a predicted model, not a curated record